Miscanthus lutarioriparius is the source of this 447-nucleotide messenger RNA. NCBI's taxonomy places the organism in Eukaryota, Viridiplantae, Streptophyta, Magnoliopsida, Poales, Poaceae. The record is from the annotation of a GenBank genome assembly.
AUGGCUGGGUGGCUGCGGCUAUGGCCGAAGCCGCGCCAUGGGAAAAACCUCAGGUAUCUAGCUCUAAGCUGGUCUGGUCUUCAGGAAGACCCGCUACUGCUUAUUGCUGCACAUGUGCCAAACCUCAGCUAUCUGAGCCUUAAUAGGGUGAGCGGCACAGAGACAAUGGUUAUUUCUGAAGGGUCCUUUCCACAACUAAAGGCACUAAUACUGAAGAACAUGCUCAAUGUCAACCAGUUGACAGUUGGGAAGGAUGCUCUUCCAAAUAUUGAAGGUUUAUAUAUUGUGGCGCUGCCGAAACUGAAUAAGUUUCCUGAAGGAUUUGAAUCCCUUGUGUCUUUAAGGAAGCUGUGGUUACUGUCUCUGCAUAAGGAUUUCAAAAUCCUGUGGGCGUUAAGUAGAAUGCGCCAGAAGAUGCCACAAGUGGUGGAGGUUCGCGUCGAGUGA